UGCAUACCCAUCUUCGGCAGGCAUGGACAUGUCUGGGGUAGUUCCACCUGUGGAUAGCCCCCGCAUACCUCGGCAGACACGCCAGCGUGGAAUGGGACGGACUGCAUGCUCCAGAUGCAAGACUAGGAAGCAGAAGUGCGAUGGACGGCUCCCCGCCUGUUCAAGCUGUACAAAGUCCGGAGCCAUAUGCGACUUGCAAAAUGUUCGCGGGGAGGAUCUCGUUGUCGCGAAAUACAUCCAAAGCCUCGAAAGCAAAAUCGCCGAACUCGAGCUUCAACUCGUACGAGACCAGCAAUCGCAGUCGCAGCCUGAACAGCCACAGCAGGAGACUCCCAGGUUCCCCCUCCAGGGACGGAUCGGAAUCGGCGGUGUAGUCAACUCGCUUUGUAGUGACCUGCCCGAGAGAUCUUCAGUAUCUGAAUCUCUGCAGUUCGGCGUCCAUCUCGCUCUCAAUUUAGGCAGUUCUCCUAAUUCAACGGGAGAUGUCCAUACCCAACAUGGCAUUGCAGAAACUCCAACUGCAGCCAGUCCAGGAGAAUAUCCAUUCAUCAGGUCGCUCGCGAAUAACGCUGAAGGAGCUAGUCCACCCUCAGAGGAGCUAGGAGCGAAGCUCAUCGACGCGUAUUCGGAGAGGUUAGAGUGGAGAUAUCCAUUCUUGGACCUAGAGGAGGUCAGAGAGCUUCAUCGAGAUCGAGAGCGUCUAUCACAGGCCGCAACCCAGCAAUUCGGGCUAUUCAAACUGUACCUCGUGUACGCUAUAGGAUCAGGGCUUCUCGACUUGACAGAGAAACGAACGUCAUCACCCAUGCCAGAGGCCUUCUACUCAGCUGCUAUGCAGCAUAUCCCAACUGCACGAAACACGCGAUCUCUUGAGAAUGUUGAGGCAAUGGUUUUACUAGCGCUGUUUCACCUCCGCACCUUCAUCAGCCAGGAACUCUGGUAUCUAAUUGGGUUUGCCAUGCGAACCUGCAUCCACCUAGGCAUGUACCUUGCUCGUAGAGAAGCUGGUCUUCCUGCGGCGGUUAUUCAAAGGCGUCGGAAACUAUUUUGGACCGUCUACUCCCUCGAGCGGAAUGUUUCCAUUGCACUCGGAUACCCCGUUAGCCUGCCCGAUCGGUUAAUAGACGUUGAGCUGCCGGUUAUAACGGGAGACAGAGCGCAGGACGAUGAGAGACUGCAGCAGGCCAUCUUCAUAUUCCAGCUCAGGAGAAUCGAAUCGCGCAUCCAUCACUCUAUCUACCGGAAUGACCGAACAUUGGAACAGCUCCUACCCAAGACGUCCUGGCACUACCAGCAACUGCAACAAUGGAAAGAGGGUAUUGUAUCGUCCAUGGGUCCAAAUCCAGAUCCACAAUCGUCAACGAAUAACGACUCCAACCGUCUGGACUACUUACUCCUACACUAUCACCGCGCCAUCAGGCUCCUCGUCCAACCCUUUCUGUCAAUACUACCCAGCUCAGAUCCGUACUACAAGGCAUGUCUCGAGUCCGCCGGUCAAAUAUGCCAGCUGCACAAGAGACUCCAUCAGAACUCCGAUUACGGACAUAGCUUCAUAGCCGUGCAGACUGUCUUUGUUUCAGGUAUCACGCUGCUGUAUUGUCUAUGGAUCCAUGGCAGUGAUAUCUGGAGUAUCCGACUAAGCAAUCAUCUCCGUGCCUGCUCGAGCGUACUAUUCGUCAUGGGCGAUCGGACACCUUGGGUGCGACGGUAUCGCGAUGCUUUCGAGGCACUGGUCACCGUGACCAUGGAGAGAUUGGAGGUGCAACAGUCUAGCACUGAUAAUUCUCUAUCCAUGCAGGAUACUGCUGUUGCACCGAAUGCCCAAAUGCGUGAUACUCUUACGGGUGUUAGCACACAAUUUCCCACUAUGAACGAAUGUCCCCCUGGAGACCCAAUGCCGAUGCCGCCGCCGUUACAGGUGCUUCAAGACCGCUGGAUGGAAUUUGAUACCAUGGCCGUCGUCAAUGAGCUUGUAAACUGGACUGACCCAGGGAUGUCUGGACCAACGCCAUACAUGGACUUUGGAGCCUACGGAGGUAGUAGCUGUGAUGAAUGGCAGCUGCCGUAG
Molecule: messenger RNA, 2068 nt
Organism: Aspergillus versicolor CBS 583.65
Lineage: Eukaryota; Fungi; Ascomycota; Eurotiomycetes; Eurotiales; Aspergillaceae
Product: Zn(II)2Cys6 transcription factor
Exons: 4
Coding region: 23-2068 (681 amino acids)
Biological process (GO): DNA-templated transcription; positive regulation of transcription by RNA polymerase II
Molecular function (GO): DNA-binding transcription factor activity, RNA polymerase II-specific; sequence-specific DNA binding; zinc ion binding
Source: RefSeq, a predicted model, not a curated record